AGGCUACUUCCUUCUCCAUUUUUGAGAAGAAUGUCAAGAAUGCUUUGGAUGGCUUUGGUUUCUCUGUAAUCCUAGUAUUUUAUAAGCAUUUUAUAAUCUGAUCUUACAAGCUUUGACCUGUUUGUCUUAUUUUUUUUUGGUGUUUUAUCCUGUUUUUUUUCUUACUUCACUGAAUAUUUUUUGUCAUCUGUGUUAAAACACCUGCAGGACUUUUGUCAUCCUAGGUUGUUUUAAAAUGUAUGAUUUUAACGAACUUGAUUUAAUUUGAUACCAAAAUACAAAAUCUUGUUUGCAGAGUUGAUCCCUUUUCAGCCGAUAUCAAAACAUUAUGCAAGCCCUUGAAGAAUAGUCUCAGUCUUAAUUUUUAAAAUUAGAUUUCAAGUCAGACACUGAGAUUUAAGCUGUCUAAGCUCUAAACACUUCAUAGAGCAUAUUAUGGUCUGUCCUCUGGCUUCCUGCUUUUCUCUGAACCCGCCCAUGUUUCAGUUGUCAGCUCAGAACUGAAAGUGAAACUGCUAAUGUGAAAUACAACCAGCUUCGGUGUGAUAAGUAGUGAAACUGUAUAGUGUUUAUUAAAUAGUCAACUGAUAAUCUCUCUUUUGGCUAAUCUGCCUUUUUGUUCCUGUUACAGUGUGUUGUCUUCACAUGAUGGAAGAUUUUGAGAAGGUGGACUGUUUUCAGGAAACUCCAGUCAGUGGGAAGCAUUAUGAGUGGCAGCUGUUAGUUGAUCGUCAUUGGCUGCCAGUAGCCAACGAUCAUGUGAUCGAGACUCACUACUGCCAACCUGGAGCCAAAGGAAUCACCAUCAACACAAGCCACGGGCAGGUGUUCAUAGACUUUGAUAAGUUACAGACUCCUAAUGCAGCUCUGAAGGUGCAGAGACUGAGCUUCCUGUCUCAGGGCCAGACUGAGGACGUCGGCUGGUACUUCAGAGACGACCAGCUGUGGUGUGAAUAUGGAGCCCAGGGUCCCGGCAGGUUGUCCUCAUCAAUCAGCAGCAGAGAUAUUGAACUUCAGUUCAGUCUGAACCCUCAGGGAACCUUCAGAUUCACAGUGGGCUCUACAGGAUACUCACUUGACUUCUCCACCAUGACCCAAACGAACCACAUCACAGGCCUGUGCAGGAAUGUACGCAGACGUCCAAAACUUGCUUCCAACACUGAGAGCCUUUCCUCCACAUCAGUCCUGCCCACAGCUUCCUCCUCCCAGCUCACUGAUGGAGGCUACAAGUGGAAGUUCAUGGGAGAUGAGGGGGUGUGGACAGAAUAUCAAGCACAUAUCUGUUCAUUUGACAGCGCUGCUAUUGAGAGACAAUACCAGAUGAACCCUCAGGGUCAGCUGCACUUCAUGGUCAAGAGCUUCUCGUAUACACUGGAUUUUUCAAAAAUGUGUCAAGUCAACAACAUUUUUGGGACUUCGAGGACAGUGAGGAGGACUGUUAACCACGGGAUCCAACAGAGCAGCAGUUCAAGCGCGUCGCCACAAUGGCAGUUCCAAGAUAUCGGUGGAACAUGGAUGGAUUAUUCCAAAGGACUCGCUCAGUGCAGCAUUUCCAGUCAGGACAUCGAGAUCCAGUACCAACAGAACCCUUCAGGCACUACAACAUUUACCACCAAGUACUUCAGCUACGAGCUGAACUUCUCAGCCAUGACUCAGAAGAACCUGUCGACUACCACCACCAGACCAGUGAGACGACUUAACCAGUGACGGAAACAGAUUUGGAAGUCUGGGAUGAACUUGAUCAUAUGAGUUGCUGUAUGCCACUGCCUGCCUCAGGUUACCUCAGGUUAUGUUGGAAUGACCCAGCAGUGUGAGGAAAUAUUCUUUAUAUGAACAGGGCUUAUCUACAAUGCACCUUUUUCCUUAAUUAAAAAAAAAAAAAAAAAGACCUUUGACAAGAUACAGUAUCUCACUUUCUCUCUAAAAUGGUUGGAUUUAGUGCUGGGGUUUGGUUACUGGUCAGCUGCUACUAAAUCAAUUUACUUUCUUUUAAUAAUGUCAAUCAAUAAAAUAACUCAUUUUUUAACUUAAAACAAAAUAUAUGUUGACCAAUGUUGCAUAGAACCCUAUAUUUUUUGUGCUUUAGUAAAUCCUAAAAUCUGCCUUGCACUUUUUAAAUGUUUUUACUGUUUAUCGUUUAAUAAGAUACCACUUUUAUCCUGUAUUGACUUUAUGUUUCAGGUAUUGCUGCCUAUUAAAUUCUGCAUGUAAAUCUAAAA
Amphiprion ocellaris (clown anemonefish) is the source of this 2219-nucleotide messenger RNA. RefSeq lists its product as uncharacterized. The coding region runs from base 646 to 1707 and encodes 353 amino acids. Gene Ontology annotation, molecular function: zinc ion binding. NCBI's taxonomy places the organism in Eukaryota, Metazoa, Chordata, Actinopteri, Pomacentridae. The record is from RefSeq and is a predicted model, not a curated record. The transcript is spliced from 12 exons.